Molecule: messenger RNA, 2518 nt
Organism: Physella acuta
Lineage: Eukaryota; Metazoa; Mollusca; Gastropoda; Physidae
Product: actin nucleation-promoting factor WASL
Biological process (GO): actin filament organization
Molecular function (GO): actin binding
Source: RefSeq, a predicted model, not a curated record
CUAUCCGUGUCAUCUGCUCCAGGAAGAGGAAGAUGAACAAAAGACAUCCAUAAAAAUAGAGUAACAAUAAAAUCAACAUGAGUAACCAACAACCCAAACCCAAGGCAGUUAAUUGCCCAUCUAUUCUACUGCAGCAAGAAGAGAAUGUAGACCUGUUCGAUACUAUGGGAAGACUCUGUCUUUCUCUGGCCACUGGUGUUGUGCAGCUCUACCUGGCAGAUCAAGCUGACAGAAACAGGUGGAACAAAAGAUGCUGUGGGGUUGCUUGUUUUGUGAAAGAUAGCUCCAAAAAAUCUUUUUUCAUCAGAGUCUAUGAUUUAAAGAAAAAGCAGAUGAUAUGGGAGCAAGAGAUUUACAACCAGAUUGUCUACAAAACUCCCAGAGAAUAUUUUCACACUUUUGAGGCUGAGAACUGUCAAGCUGGUUUGAACUUUGCUAGUGAAGAUGAAGCUCUUAAGUUCAAGAAAGCUGUGGAAGGAAAACUGAAUGAAAGGCAGAGAAAGAGACAAGGAAGGAAAAGACAAACAGUUGCUUCAAAGCCAGGGUAUGAAUCUGCUAACCUUCCCCAGGGACCUCCUCCACCAAGGUCAAAUUUAACACCCAUCCCAUCAUCCCAGCCAGUGAGUGUCAAUGUUGAGUUAAAUCGCAGCAACAACAACAUCAGUACCAGUGCUGGGAAUGUGAAGAAGAACAAGGACAAUAAGAAGGACGCCAAAAAGAAGCUAACAAAGGCUGAUAUUGGCACACCAUCCAACUUUGUACAUGUCAGCCACGUUGGUUGGGAUCCAGACAAAGGUUUUGAUAUGAACAACCUUGAUCCAGACAUGCAGACACUGUUCCAGUCUGUGGGUAUAACUGCCGAUGCUAACGUAGAUAAAGAAACCGUUGAUUUUAUCUAUGACUUUGUGGAGAAACAUGGUGGGAUAGAAGCUGUGAAGAAAGCUAUUGGACCUGUCAAAUCUAAUGCUGCCCCGCCACCACCUCCUCCAAACAAUCGAAAUGCUGCCCCACCUCCUCCACCCAACCGUUCAGCUGUACCUCCACCCCCACCAUCCAGAGCAGCCAUGCCCCCGCCUCCACCUUCUGCCACAGCAAUGCCACCACCCCCACCAUCUCGAGUGUUGCCUCAGCCAGCCCGCAAUGUGGCACCCCCACCUCCACCACCCUCUCGAGUUAUGCCACGCGCUCCAGCAGCUGCCCCACCCCCUCCUCCACCUGCUACGCCAUCCUUCUCAACAUCUGUUGGGCCACCACCCCCACCCCCUCCUGCUGGGGGCCCACCCCCACCUCCUCCACCACCCCCACCCCCAGCUUCAGGUGAAAGUACAGGUAUAGGAGCACUCCUGUCAGACAUCAGGUCAGGCAAACAGCUGAGACCAACUGAGACCAAUGUAGAAGCACCUAAAGGGGGCGGAGACUCAAGAGAUGACUUGCUGAAUGCCAUUAGGAUGGGCGCAGCACUGAAAAAGGUGUCCAAUCAGGAGGAUAGACCAGUGUCCUCUAAUCCUAUGGAGAUGGAUGGUCUGGUGGGAGCUCUGGCCAAAGCCUUGGCUAGCCGCCGCCCUGCUUGUGUGGACAGUGAUGAUGAAGACGACUCUGAUGAUGAUGACGACGACGACAGUGACGACGAUGAUUGGGAUGUUUAAAUCAUUGUUAGAAAAAUGUGAAAACUUUGGGUGUUUACUUUCAAAACUAAGAACUGCCCACAUUUUUAAAUACACAUUUCAAAGACUGAAGGUAGCUGUGUUGUUUUUAAUCAAAAAAGGCUGCUGCUCUCAGUUUUAACAUUUGUUGUCACUUUUAAUUUAGGUGUUGGUAAUUACAGACAUAAGAUUUUUUAUGCAAUCAGCUAUUUUUAAAAUGGGAUUAUUUUUCAUUCAACCAAAAAUUAGUCUCAUGUUUUGGUUUUUAUUUGUUAACACGCCUUUUUUAUUACACACGUCUCAUAAAAUCUUCUCUCCCACAUAAUUUAAUAUGUCAAAAAAUUAUUCUUUCACCAUGCCUGAAAACUGGCACAUUUAACAAAGUAUAGAAUAAGAUAGAAUUAUUGGAACGAGUAUUUGUUAAUUUAAUGUAUUUUCUAAUGUACAAAAUAAUUUGGAGUUGUAAUUAACCACUUAGAAAAGUUUGACCUUGUUUAUGUGCUCAAAAUUGUGUAUAGCAGUGUUACCUGAAACAUUUAUUUGCAUUUCCAAGGUUAAAAUUUAAAUAUUCCAUCUCAAGUUAUAUAUAUUUUCUUAUUAUAAGUGCUGGAAAAUGUUUGGUAAAUAGAUAAAUAAGACAAAUAUUAUUUCAACAAUUUUAGAGUAUUAAAUUAAUUUUUAUGACACAUAUUUUUCAGCUUAUUUUUAUUACUUUUUUGCCGUCAGAUUUUUGUAAACAUGAUUUGACCCUGUAUGUAAAACUGGUUCAUGUAAAAUUUAACAGACAAGGAGAACAAGUCUCUAAUUAAUUAACAAGUAUUUUUAGAGCUUAAUUAACAAUUUGCUGACAGUGGCAAAUCAGUGAUGCAUUUUUU